CUGCCCAAUGUACUAGGUUUCUCAUUUAUUUUUAGGUGUAUUUUUGCAACUGAGACCUAAAUUAAUAGUAAAUAACCAUGAAAGUCUUCACCCCUGUGCUAGUCUUUCAAAAAAUGCCCUCUGGGAAAGGCAGAGACAAAUUCAGCAUUCAAUGUUUGGAGUGCUUUGGUAAAAACCUCUAUAUAGGGACCAAAGAGGGAGUCGUUGAGUACCUCACUGUAAAUAACACGAGCGCUGAAGAAAGCCUUUCAGUGCGGGAGGUGGGGAAGAGACAGAUGGGCCGAAGCGGAGCAAUCGGCCAGCUGACGGCGGUCCCUGUUCUGAAUCAUCUCUUAGUUCUCUGGGACGGUUCGGUCACGGUGCUUAACAUGUUCUCCCUGGAACUCCUUCCUGCCCUGAAGAAAAUACAGAACGUGUCACUCUUUAAUGUCAGUGAGUCAGCGGUUCAGACUGAUUCCGUUGAGCUCAUUGCAGCUUCGACCAAGAGGAAAACAGUGAGCGUUUAUAAGGUGUGUGUGGACAGAUGGGAGUGUGUGAGACAGGUGGCUCUGCCGCAGGAACCUGUGGUUCUGGCUGUGCAUGGGACGUGUCUGUGUGUGGCCGCUUGUGACAGAUAUUUUCUCCAUGACUAUCAGAGCCAAACCACCCUCGAUCUUUUCCCACAUAACCUGGGAAAGCAAAAUAUCAUUGCCAACAAAUGUGGAAAAGGAGAAUUCAUUUUGAAUGGGCCUGGAUGUUUGGGCAUGUUUGUGAUGAAGAAUGGCACUUCCCAGCAUCCUCCAGUACAGUGGCCUGAUGGAGUGGUGGACGCUGCAGUUCAUUUCCCAUAUGUGCUAGUGCUACAAAAUCAGACUAUUCAUAUCUACAGCAUUCUGGACCAGCAGCUGAAGCAAACUGUCCCUUUACAAAGUGCCAAAUCUCUCGUCUCAACAGAAGAAAGUGUUUUUGUUGUUGCUGACAAAGAGAUUCAUCGGCUGUCACCUGUUCCUUUGGAGGAUCAGAUUGAAGACCUGGUUAAGAGUCAGAGAGUUGAUGAAGCCCUGAUGCUGUUGGACAGACUUCAAGAUCUCCUGCCAAAAGAUUCAUACAAGGAUUUACAUAAAAAUGUCAUCUGUACAUCUGGAAUGAUAAAGUUCUAUAGAGAGGCUUUUGUGGAAGCAAAAGAGCUUUUUAUUAAAGGUGAACUAGACCCAAGGGAAAUCAUUAGCCUUUAUCCAGCUAUGCCUGUUAUGAGUGAAGACUUUACACCUCAGACAACAGCAGUGAGCAAUGCCAAGGACCUGUGGACGUUAAGUCGAGACGAUUGGCCGACAUUUCAACAGUACCUAAUCUUUUUGGAUGACUUCUUGAGAGAAGUCAGGCCAACAGGACAGGGCCAAAUGUGUCCUCAGGACAUCGACUCGGCACUUUUUAAGCUGUAUUUGGAACGAGGUGAAUAUGGAAAACUGGACCAGCUUGUGUCGACGCAGAAUAACUGUAACCUCCAAACGUGUGUGCCUGACUUGGAACAGCACAAAAGGUUUUUCACACUUGGAUUGCUCUAUCAAACUCAAGGCCAGCAUUUCAAUGCAAUUCAGACCUGGGUUAAAAUUGUGGAAGAGCAGAGCGAGGACCCCUCACACAUCAGCGUAUUCCAGCAAAUAGUUAAUACUCUCUCAAAUCUGGAACAUAAACCCAUCAUCUGGAAAUUUGUAGAUUGGGUUCUUCAGAGAGACCAAGAGGCUGGAAUACUGAUCUUUACAAAGACGCAUACACGCAGCCAUGUUACAUUUGCACCAGAAGAAGUCCUUACCAUUCUCACCAGCUACCCACUUGCUAUGACUCUCUACUUGGAAUAUUUAGUCAUUGAAUUACACAGCAAGGAAGAAAAGCAUCAUACCAUGCUCAUCUCCUCAUAUGUCAAAUUGAUACGGCAGUCAAUCGAGGAUGACUACAACAAUAAAACAAGCAAGGAAGAGAUGAGACAUAAACUACAGCAAUUACUUUGGCAAUCUUCUUUCUAUAAUGUGGACACCAUAUAUGACCAAAUAACACCCUCGUUUCUUCAUGUGGAGAGAGCAAUUUUACUUGGGAAGUCUGGUAAACACAAAAAGGCCCUGCAGGUUUUGGUCCAUGAAGAAAAAGACCAGCAGGCUGCUGAAAGCUACUGUUGGAGGACCUCUGCUGGACGAGACAGGAUGUUCACUCAGGGAAUGUUUCUCUCCCUGCUUCAAAUCUACCUCGAGUCCUGUCAACAUGUUAUCACGGCAGUGGAUCUGCUGAACAAAAAUGCAGCGUCUUUUGAUUUAGUCAGUGUGUUGAGGGUGCUGCCAGACUCCUGGUCUCUUAAACUGGUUCUGCGGUUCCUCUGUGAAUCACUGAGAGGAACAGUGCAUGACAAAAGAAUGAGAGGUCUGGAGAUGAGCCUAGCCAAGGUGGAAACCCUAAGACACAAGCAUGUCUGGAUGGAAGCAACGCAUGAAAAGAUCCGAGUUGACAGAGGAUGUGUUUGCCAUUCAUGCCAGAAACGUCUUACAGGGCCCGAGUUCCUGCGCAGGCCGACAGGAGAGCUGACACACAUAUCCUGUCACGGUGGAGAAAGCGGACACUGAACAACAAAGACACUAUUAUUCACACCUAUUCACAUUUUAACUCUCAGCAGAUGCUGUUUUAUUAGGUUGCCUACAAUAAAGAUAAGUAAUUACUUGGAUAGUAAGGCAAUUACUAGCACAAAUUGCUGAGAAUAUAUGACACAUGCUAAGACACACACCAACAAAGCAAGCCACAAAUACGAGCAGGAAACCCACAACACCUGCACAUAUACUAAAUAUAGCUGGGAUGAUAUUGUACAAUU
Molecule: messenger RNA, 2833 nt
Organism: Sinocyclocheilus anshuiensis
Lineage: Eukaryota; Metazoa; Chordata; Actinopteri; Cypriniformes; Cyprinidae
Product: transforming growth factor-beta receptor-associated protein 1-like
Exons: 11
Coding region: 78-2591 (837 amino acids)
Biological process (GO): intracellular protein transport; endosomal vesicle fusion; vesicle-mediated transport
Cellular component (GO): cytoplasm; membrane
Source: RefSeq, a predicted model, not a curated record